AUGAAAGUAUUGAUUCUCGGUGCUGGAUACGGUACUCGUUUGCAACGCGACCUUAAGGCUUCCCCUGAACACGCUCAUCUACUGGGCAUUCCUAAAGCACUGUUACCAUUGGGUGGCAGGGAUGCUCUCAUCACACAUUGGCUUGACCUUUUCCGUGACCAUGGCAUUGACGUCUACGUGGUAACCAAUGCGGCGUGCUAUGACUUGUUUGUUGCGUGGGCCAAACGCCACGACUUGCCAGAAGAUCAUAUUGUGAGCGACGGCACGUUGAGUAACGAGACAAGACUUGGAGCAGUACCUGAUAUUGCGUUUGGGAUUCAUCACUUUAAUCUUGAGCAAGAAGAGGUGCUUGUGGUGGGAGGCGAUACGUUGUUCCUCAAGGAUUUCUCGUUGAAGGACUACUUGGCACAGGUGAGUAGCCAACAGGAUGCAUGUUUGGUGACAACCUACAAAGUAUCGGAUGAUCAAGUUCACAAGUUUGGUAUCGUGGAAACGGAUGAUCAAGGCAUCAUGACAAGCUUCCUGGAGAAACCCGAUCCAUCUUCAACCCCAUCUCGUCUUGCAUGUCCAUGCUUUUAUUUAUUCGCACGUGAUUCAUUGCCUUUGCUUGACGAGUUUAUUGAAUCAUGCCAAGGUCAACCCAAAGAAGUCUUUGAUGCUACUGGCAAGUUUUUGGCUUAUUUAUAUCCUCGUUUCACUGUCAAGACUUAUCCCAUCUCCGGUCGCAUUGACGUUGGCGGUUUACAAUCUUAUCUCGAUGCUGACAAGUACUUUACAAAUUAG
Lichtheimia ornata is the source of this 783-nucleotide messenger RNA. RefSeq lists its product as uncharacterized. Gene Ontology annotation, biological process: biosynthetic process. The coding region runs from base 1 to 783 and encodes 260 amino acids. Lineage: Eukaryota; Fungi; Mucoromycota; Mucoromycetes; Mucorales; Lichtheimiaceae. The record is from RefSeq and is a predicted model, not a curated record. The transcript has 2 exons.